AUGAAACACCUACUUAAAACUCAUAUCACCCUCUUCAACCGUGCAGGCCUCCCCAGCCAAGAACAUGUCUACCGCUCAGAAACGAACUGCAAUCCGCAUUGUGAGUUCUGGAAUCGCGGAAAUUCAGUCGAAUGUCACUUUCCCCGCUCUCGCUCAGACUAUAUUAUCGCCGAAACCAAAGCCUUUGCACUGAACGCGGCCGAUAAUCAUCAGAUCGACGUACUAGGCGGUUCAGGCUCAAUUGUUGGCUGUGACUGGUCUGGAGUGGUUCUAGAAGUCGGAGAAAAUGUGACAGAAUUCAAACCCGGAGACUACGUAUACGGGCUAUGCCACGGUGGCAAUUCCGUCGAGCCCGAAGAUGGCGCAUUUGCGGAUAUCGUUACAUCCAAAGAAAGUCUCACCAUGCACAAGCCAGACUUUCUUAGCUUCCAAGAGGCUGCUUCUUUGGGGGUUGGUCUCGCAACCAUUGGACAGGCACUCUACUGGGUCCUGAAUUUGCCUCUACCAUCUCCAGAAAUCCCAGUCAACUCUGGGCCAACACUACUGGUGUAUGGAGGCAGCUCCCUCACGGGCACAAUUGCUAUUCAAUUAGCCAAGCUUUCUGGAUGCCGCGUGUUUACAACUUGUUCCGCUCAUAAUAAAGAGCUUGUUAAGUCCCGUGGUUCUGAUGAAUGGUUCGACUAUAGUCUACCAGACUGCUAUGAAAGGGUCAAUGAUAUCGGGGCAUCGAUCACCUAUCUAUUGGAUUGCAUUGGUAGCGAAGAGUCGAGCAUAUUCUGCAGCAAGGUACUUGCUCCGACCGGUGGACAUUACCACAGUAUAAAAGCACCCUUGCCAAAAGCCUUCAAGGCAUCGCGGCCGGAGACAACCGCGAUCGCAACUACAGCUUUCGCCUACUCUAUGACGGGUGAGCGGUUUGAGUUCCCAGGUAUGGAAUUUGCUGCCGACGUGGCUCAGGGUCAAUUCGCCAAAAAGUGGCGCGACAUCGCUGAGGAUUUAGUUGCAAGGCGCAAGAUCCAGCCACAUCCCGUUGUCACACGAAGGGGAGGUUUGCACGGAGUUAUUAACGGAUUGAAUGAGAUCAGGAGCCGGGCUCCACGAGGACAUAAAAUUGUUUAUUCGAGAGAUCCAUAG
Penicillium cosmopolitanum is the source of this 1134-nucleotide messenger RNA. Its product is annotated as zinc-binding alcohol dehydrogenase family protein. Gene Ontology annotation, molecular function: oxidoreductase activity, acting on NAD(P)H. The coding region runs from base 1 to 1134 and encodes 377 amino acids. The record is from RefSeq and is a predicted model, not a curated record. NCBI's taxonomy places the organism in Eukaryota, Fungi, Ascomycota, Eurotiomycetes, Eurotiales, Aspergillaceae. The transcript has 3 exons.